Molecule: messenger RNA, 2538 nt
Organism: Cuscuta epithymum
Lineage: Eukaryota; Viridiplantae; Streptophyta; Magnoliopsida; Solanales; Convolvulaceae
Source: the annotation of a GenBank genome assembly
UUCAGAUUUGCCUUCAGGUAAUUUUGCUUUACAAAUGCUUUCCCUACACAAGUUUCUCCACAAAACCCCAAAAUGUUCGCCAUUUCUGCGUGCGUUGUGUACCGCAAGCUCGUCCGUCGCCGGCAAACCGCCGGAGACACUGAGCACGUCCAGAUACGACCACCUCAUUAACAGCGCCGGACGGAGUGGAGACUUCGACGCUGUCAAACGCCUCCUUGAGAAGCGAGGAAAAGAUGGCUUGUUCAACACCAACUACACCUUCAAGUUCGUUACACAUGACAUCUCAAUGCUUGAAGAGCUCCUAGCCACAAUUGCUCGCAUAAACCAGCGAUUCGCUAGGAAGAGCGCGCACGACUGCCUCGUAGCCCGCCUCUCGAAGCUCCGGCACAUGCCCCAGGCCUUGCGCGUGGCCGAGAUCGUAGUGCGGAACGGAUACGGCUCGGACGCCCUCACGUUCCACCCUAUUCUCAAGGAGCACAUCAAGAGGGGAGACUUCGAGGAGGCCUGGCGCGUGGUGGAGGUGAUGAAGGAUUUGAAUGUCCGACCAGAUCUCACGGCCUACAACUAUUUUCUCACCGGACAUUGCUGCGCCGGAGACCUGGACACUGCGGCCGGAAUUCUAACAAAAUUGGAAGAGGAGAAGCUGGGAUCGGACGCUAGGACGUACGACGCGCUAGUUUUAGGCGCGUGCAGGGCAGGCAGAGUAGAUGUUGCGCUGAAGGUACUGAGAAGAAUGGAUGAGGAGGGGAUGCCGCCGUUGUAUUCAACUCAUGCCCACGUUAUCGGGUCGAUGGUGAGGCUGGGCUUCCACGCGCAGGCGCUGGAGUUUGUGAAGGUCUAUGCAGGGAGGGAUGCAAAUCUGGAUUACGAGAAUUUCGGGACAUUGGCUAUGAAGAUGAUCCAUCGGAGGAGAUAUGAAGAUGUGAAGGUAGUUUUAAAGGAGAUGAAGGAACGAGGCAUAGAAAUGGGAGAUAAAUUGAAGGAGUUCUGCGAUUGGGAUGCCGGAGCUGAAGAUGAUGCUAAUCCACUGCAAUAGUCAGGUUCAUAGGAGUACAUGUUCAUGGGAAAGCUGUUACUGGUCCUCCAUGUUAACCAUGGAUUCAUGAUGUGCAUCGACUGUUAGGUCUUCUUCCCGUGCUUUGCAUUGACAUUCAUGGCUAGUCUUUGGGAUUAUCAUGGUUGUGGCCUUGUGGGGGAAUUUCACUAUACUCCUGAUGCAUAUGAUGUUAUGAUUCAACAACACGCGCGUGCAUACACUAUGAGGCUUAUGGGUGCUUCCAUUUUACUAACAAGAGUGGUAAUGACAUUCAACUCUCCUUUAUUUGCCUAUUCUUGAGAAUUUUGAUGGAGCUGCAUACUUCAAUUGCAGUAGUGCCACUUUAGCUUAUUUAUACAUAUUCAUUUGUUUGGUGAGAAAUAUAUUUAUUUGGUCAUGGGUAAUAGAUUAUGUGGAUGCCCUAUACACCCGUCAUGUUGUAAGAGUUGUCCCCCCACAGGUCCAAAAUCAUUAUACAUGAAGGGCAUGUGUUCCUUUGAUUUGUUUUGAUUUUGUUGAGCAUCAACUUCUGGAUUGUGUAUUGUGUCACUUUGACUUUGAGUAGGUAUUGUGAUAUCUUUUGGCGCGUGUGUAGACCUUUAUAAGAUCGGCAUGCGAAGAAAGUGUGCAAAGGAUUGUGGUCUCUAAUACCUGUGUGGUACAUUUCUAUCUGGGAGAACCAUUAAGUUACAUUUAGACUACCUACUCACCAUUAUUAACUUACUUGGAUUGCUCCGAAAUUGAUGAUAACUGCUCAAAUAAUAUUAUCCUACAUUGAUUAUACUUCCUCCGUCCCUCAAAACUUUGCCAUGUUCAAUUGGCACUGGAUAUAAUAAAAUAAAAAAUUAAAAAUUGUGUGGUCGAUUUUUGUGUGGAGAAGAGAGAUGUGAUAGGAACCGCCAAUUAGUUGGUUAAAAAGAAAGGUGACAAAGUUUUUGUAAUAACAAAAAAGAAAAGAUGACAAAGUUUUAAGAGACGGGAGAAGUAUUUUCCAAUCUAAAUGUAACACUUGUUUCACAUUUCCGACACAUGCUUUGCAGCAUUUCCAUAAGAGCGACUGUUGAGGUUUGUGAGCACCAAGAUGUUGACACAAGAUGAAAUUAUGUCAGAAAUUGCUUCGUAAUGUGCUGAUGCACUGGGUUAAGUUGACUAUGACCAUCUUUUACAUUUGAGCUCCUCUCAAUAUUUAACGUCAACCACAGAACCACAUCAGGCACACAUCUAGAGCAACAUCAUCUCAACUAAUAAACCGUGACAUGGAUGAUGAAUAUGAAGACUUGUAACUUGUCUCCACUACUUUUUUAAAGAACAUGGUUUUGUAAAUCUUAUGAAACAUUGCAUAACUGUACUUAUGUAUGUCCACAUACAAAUGAGCUGUGUGUUGUAUUAUUAAUGUCUUGUUGCUUUCAAAAUUUGGAUUGUUGCGUACUUGUGUCAUUAAAAUGAUUAAUUUUGUGUGACGGUUACUUUUUGUAUGCUAUGUUCACAAAUUUGUUUGUUGA